CGUUGGUCUCUUUUCACUAAUUUACGAGGACGCUCCUCGCAAUUCUGCAUCACCAUUGGUCUUGGUCAAUGUUUUCAUUCGCUCAGUCACACAUUCUCGCCAUGGCAUUCACCUUGUCUACAGGGUCAGCAUAGUAAUUUCUCACCCCACGUUACCGAAGUGCCAUAGCUCCCUUGAAGACAGCAGUCUGAACACCCCAUGUGAUGGGAAAUUCUCUUGUGAAAGUAAAAUUAUUGGUAGGAAAUCGGUGUUUCCCGGGGUAUAGUUUCUUCUUCCAAUUCCACUUGCCUGAAGAAAGUGUUGUCGGAAUUUGUUUACCUUGUUCGUUCAAGGGUUGGGACUUGGCACUGGCUUAUAACACGUCGACUUCCCGUUUCUGAUCCUCUUCUCUAAUGUUGAUCAUCUACUGUUGUGUAUGUAAUUUGGGAAUCUCUCCUCGGUUCCUAAUACCUCAAGAUGCGAUCAGGAUGGCAACUUCUCGCCCUGGUGGGCUUGGCGAACGCAGCAUGUCCUUAUAUGGAUGGAGAAGCAGCUGUUAAAGACAAAAGGGCUGAACCUAAUGCGGAUUUUUUGGCCAAAUUCCACGUCGACGAUAAUGACGCCUUUCUCACAUCAGAUGUUGGCGGUCCAAUUGCUGAUGACCACAGUCUAAAAGCUGGAGAAAGAGGACCUACUUUAUUGGAGGACUUCAUCUUUCGACAGAAGAUUCAGCAUUUCGACCACGAAAGAGUAUGUUGCAUGUUCUACCAUUAGUUUCAUUCGCUUACCCUUUACAGGUUCCAGAAAGAGCAGUUCAUGCCCGUGGUGCUGGUAUGUCUCCCAAGUAUAUUGAUGUACGACUUUGUCUGACGAAAACAGGUGCACAUGGAACGUUCACUAGUUACGGAGAUUGGAGCAAUAUCACCGCUGCUUCCUUCCUAGGAGCUGCAGGGAAAACCACUCCUGUCUUCGUCCGAUUUUCGACUGUUGCUGGAAGUCGCGGCAGUGCAGAUACUGCUCGUGAUGUGCAUGGGUUUGCCGCAAGGUUUUACACGGACGAAGGAAACUUUGGUAUGCAGCUCUCUCGACAUGUAAAUCUCUUAACUAAUUCCGCGAUCCCACAGAUAUUGUUGGAAAUAACAUUCCCGUCUUCUUCAUUCAAGAUGCUAUUUUGUUUCCAGAUCUUAUCCAUGCCGUCAAGCCCUCGCCAGAUAAUGAAAUUCCACAAGGUGCUACCGCUCACGACAGCGCGUGGGACUUCUUCAGUCAACAGCCAAGUUCUCUGCACACCUUGUUCUGGGCCAUGGCGGGCUAUGGUAUUCCACGAUCAUAUCGCCACAUGGACGGAUUUGGAAUUCAUACUUUCAGAUUCGUCACCGCGGACGGUGGAUCCAAAUUCGUAAAGUUUCACUUCAAAUCUAAGCAAGGAAAGGCUAGUUUGGUGUGGGAAGAAGCACAGGUGUUGGCUGGAAAGAAUGCCGAUUUUCACAGAGCAGACCUCUGGGAUGCCAUAUCCUCCGGCAAUGGGCCCGAGUGGGAACUUGGUGUGCAAAUCUUCGAUGAAAAGGAUGCUCUGACUUUCGGAUUCGAUGUGCUUGAUCCUACCAAGAUUAUCCCUGAGGAGCUUGUACCUGUCACGCUGCUUGGCAAGAUGAAGUUGGACAAGAAUCCACGCAAUUAUUUCGCCGAGACGGAGCAGGUCAUGGUAAGUUAACCAUUGCGAAAGCAAGCGAUAUCCUACUGUACACAAAUAACAACAAAGCUAACCCGUCUUAGUACCAACCCGCACACAUUGUCCGUGGAAUCGACUUCAGCGAAGAUCCUCUUCUUCAAGGACGAAUCUACUCCUACCUUGAUACUCAGUUGAAUCGUCAUGGCGGUCCCAACUUUGAGCAAAUUCCCAUCAACCGUCCACACGUUGCAGUCCACAACAACAAUCGCGAUGGAGCCGGUCAGAACUUCAUCCAUCUCAACACAGCCGCCUACUCGCCCAACACUUUGAACAAGGGGAGUCCAAAACAAGCCAACCAAACCGUUGGCAAAGGAUUCUUCACAGCACCAGGUCGCACAGCAGGGGGGCCUCUUGUUCGUGCAACCUCCGGGACAUUCGCCGACGUCUGGUCCCAAGCACGUCUGUUCUACAACUCAUUGAUUCCAGCUGAGCAGCAAUUUCUCAUCAACGCCAUCCGUUUUGAGACCUCAAAUCUCCAAUCUCCGAUUGUGAAAUCAAACGUUCUUAUCCAACUUAAUCGCGUCAGUAACGAUAUUGCCAAACGUGUUGCAAGCGUCCUCGGCCUGGAGGCUCCAGCUCCGGAUCCUACGUUCUACAACGAUAAAACGACUGCUUUUGUUUCGAUUUUCAACAACGCGCUACCUACGAUCGCUACCUUGAAAGUUGCUGUUCUUACUAAAAUCAGCAGCCCUGAAACUCUCGCUCAAGCUGAUGCUUUGGCCAAGGCUUUUGCGGCAUCAGGCGUAAAGGUAGCUGUAAUUGGAGAGCGACUCGUCCCAGGUGUCAAUGCGACAUACAGUUUCGCGGAUGCCUCAGUAUUUGAUGGCAUUAUCGUCACCUCUGGCUCGGAAUCUCUUUUCUCUGGAAACGGAUCAGUUAGUACCUUUUUCCCAGCCGGUAGACCCACACAGAUCUUAGGUGAUGGAUAUAGAUGGGGGAAACCUGUUGGUGCUCUUGGAACUGCGUCGACUGCAUUGGACGCUGCCGGUGUUUCUACCACCGCGGGUGUUUUCAAGGGCGCUGAGGUUCCGGCUUUUGUCACUGAGUUCGAGGCUGGGUUAAAGACCUUCAAGUUUGUGGACAGAUUCCCACUUGAUGCUGCUACUUAGAAAGAUCCAGAGACCCAAAAAUGGCGUUGCGGAGUUUUAUGAUGUUUGGCAUACCACGAGGUUAUGUUUCUUUUUACAUAUUUUUAACGACUAGACAAUACUUUA
Messenger RNA from Hymenoscyphus albidus, 2925 nucleotides. Lineage: Eukaryota; Fungi; Ascomycota; Leotiomycetes; Helotiales; Helotiaceae. The record is from the annotation of a GenBank genome assembly.